CCGAUAUCAUAUAUAUGUUUUAUUCGGUGCAUUGAAAAGGUGUCUGCAUUAAUUUUCAAUCAUGACUCACUAUUGCAACAAUAGCAUACAUAGUACAGCCAGAUCUUGAACUUGUCUUAUUUCGUAAUUUAAUUUCAAAUUUUGGAUUUAACCAAGACAGAAUGAAGAACCUUGACGGGCGACCUACAUGCUCAUAAGCCUGCAAACCCGGGAGACUGGAAAGCGCUCGAGUGUUGCACAUGGAUCCUAACAGUACAUAAGCGAUCGAGGAAGGAACGGGAAAGGACUCAUCUACCUCGAAAAGAUUAGGCGAGCAACGUUGCAUUGCAAACCAUCCUCUUCUGUAAAGAUCGCGACGGGGAUUUGUAAGUUUUCGUGAGUGAGACAUUUUAAGGAAUUCACUACAGCCACAAAGAGUUGUUGGCAUACUUCGUCGAAAUGGCAGAACUAUUGAACAUGAAACCGACGUCUGUGGGUGGAGACGGAGGGAAGGAUUCGCAGACUACUGGCAUGGUGAACAGGGGCUUUUCCAACUUUAUGGAUACAGAUCAAGCCUUUGUCGAUGACAAGAAUCCUCAAAAGGCGCAGGAUGCAUUGCAAGGAGAACAGGUUGCUCGUAAGGGCGAGACUAAGAGCAAGAAGAUGCAGUCAGCCAUCCUGUCCGGUCUGCAGUACAAGGUAGACGACAACCCACCCUGGAUCUCCACAAUACUGCUCGGAUUUCAGCAUUACUUGAUGUUGUUAAGCUCCAAUCUAGCCACUCCCGGGCUCAUGGCGUCUAUUAUUUGCGCCGUUAAUAUACCGGAAGCAAUGCACGUGCGAUCUGUGUUGCUUGGAAACAUGAUAUUUGCUUGUGGUGUGUGUACACUCCUGCAGACCUUUUUGGGAGCAAGAUUACCUAUAGUACAGUGUCCAGCAUUUGCGUACAUAGUUCCUAUGCUCGCUCUCGUGAAAAUACCCCGCUGGUCAUGUCCGGCCGCGGCAGAGGAGGGCCUAGUCAACAUCACAGCUAACGGGUCACAGCUAGCGGACGGCGCCGUUUCUAGCGACCAUGUAGAAAGAAUGAACCAGUUGACUGGUUCAAUCAUGGUUGCGGCCCUGCUGGAAAUCCUGAUCGGAGCUUCUGGACUGGUUAGCGUGUUACUGAAGUUUAUCGGACCUCUAACCGUGGCACCGACAAUCAUGCUGAUGGGUCUCUCUGUGGCAGAAACUGGUUUCGACCUCUCGGGGAAGCAUUGGGGCAUCUCUGCAGCAACCAUAAUUUUGAUCAUCCUUUUCUCUGAAAUCAUCCCAAUAUUCGAGUUCAGCAACCCUUUCAGCAAGAACAAGGACCAGAAAAUACAGUUUGUUCUUCAUAAAUUGUUCUCGGUAAUCCUAUCCACGUGCAUCAUGUGGUUUGUUUGUUACAUACUCACCGCUACUGGUGCUCUCCCCGAAGAAGGUCAUUAUGGUUACGAAGCUAGAACCGACAUCCGGUUGGACGUUAUAAAUGAAGUUGCUUGGGUCAGAUUUCCUUAUCCAGGCUACUGGGGAACGCCUACGUUCAACUCUGGCUUCUUUAUAGCUAUGAUUGCGGGUGUUGUCACCUCCGUCAUAGAGAGUAUUGGAGAUUACUACACAUGCGCUAGAUUGGCCGGCGCUCUACCCCCACCGACACACGCCGUUAACAGAGGUAUAUUUGUGGAGGGAAUUGACUGCAUCAUUUCAUCAGCCGUGGGUGCUGGAUUUGGAGUGACAUCAUGUAGCCAAAAUAUUGGCGUCAUCAGCUUAACGAAGGUGGGCAGUCGGCGUGUUGUAUUGAUGGGGGGAUUCAUCAUGGCGCUCUUCGGCUGUCUGGGUAAAUUCUCGGCGGUGGUCGUCUCCAUGCCCGACCCCAUCAUCGGCGCUUCCUUCCUCGUUCUCUUCGGCGUACUUGCCGCAGUCGGGGCCUCCAAUCUUCAGUAUGUGGAUCUGAAUUCCUCGCGGAAUCUCGUCGUGUUCGGUAUAUCUCUCUUCCUGGGUCUCUCCUUCCCUAAUUGGGUCACCGCCAACGAACAGCUCAUUAGAACAGGUAAUGAGAACUUGGACCAGGUGAUCCAGGCGCUGCUCGCCAACAACAUGUUCAUGGGUUGCUUCAGCGCCCUCGUCCUCGACAACGUCAUACCCGGUACUGACGAAGAACGUGGUAUUAUCAUCUGGCGGGAAGUACCCGAGGACACGGACGAAGACAGCGACGACAACCAGGACAACAAUCUCACGAUGAAGACGUAUGAUCUCCCCUUCGGUAUGAAUCUCAUAAGAAGCCUCCGCUGGGGAAAGUACGUACCAUUCUUCCCCACCUUCGAGGGAUUUAAUGAUCUCCGAUGUUGCCCCUGCAAGAAGGAUCAGCCCGAUCUGGAUGAAGUCGAUGUCGUCGUUAAAAACAAUCCAUAAAUGGGCUCACAGAUAUACAGAUAAAGACAGACACCGCAAUCAAUCAAGAGUUUUAUAUUUUUAUCAAAGCGCUGAAGGGAUGGAUGCGGCUCUAUGUUGGUCUUAAACAAUUUACCAAUACAUAGAAUAAAUAGAUAUUAAAGAUAAUGAUCAAUACAAUCUGCUACGUUAUCAAAGCAUUGACGGUUUGAAGCCGCAUGAAUACUGUUAUGAAUUAGAAACCUAUAUUUUGUGUACAACUCCAACCUUUUACAUUAAAUGGCUGAAGUAAUGUGGUCCGACAUGAGUCCUGCUACCAAUUAAACGACUACAAUUCAAAAACAAAUAAUCCACUGAAUAAUGUUGCACUGCUUGCUUUAUAAUUAUAUUCUUACGUAGUACUAAACUUCAUUCACCUAUCAUUCAGCAUCCUAUUGUGUUAAGUCAGGCAUGAUAUUAUAUAUCACUAAUACUUGAAUGGUAUCUUCAUGACUCAAAACUAUUUUUGAAGGUUAUUUCUUUACAUGUUUCAUGCAUAUUUACAUUUUAUUGCCAAAAUUGCACAUUGAUUAUGUUCUUAAAUACAUGUAGACAGAAAAUACUUAUUUAUUUGUUAAAACUCUUAGUUAUACAGUUUAAGUACUACCAGUACUCGCCUGGCGACAUACCAAAGACAAUAUAAAAUGGUACCAGUACUAGCAGUCCUCGCCUGGCGACAAAAUAAAGACAAUAUAA
Molecule: messenger RNA, 3126 nt
Organism: Mya arenaria
Lineage: Eukaryota; Metazoa; Mollusca; Bivalvia; Myida; Myidae
Product: solute carrier family 23 member 1-like
Exons: 19
Coding region: 439-2412 (657 amino acids)
Biological process (GO): transmembrane transport
Cellular component (GO): membrane
Molecular function (GO): transmembrane transporter activity
Source: RefSeq, a predicted model, not a curated record